This is a messenger RNA of Nicrophorus vespilloides, 2244 nucleotides long. Its product is annotated as dachshund homolog 1-like. The transcript is spliced from 7 exons. Lineage: Eukaryota; Metazoa; Arthropoda; Insecta; Coleoptera; Silphidae. Bases 304 to 1938 code for a protein of 544 amino acids. The record is from RefSeq and is a predicted model, not a curated record.
UGUACCGGUUGUGUCCGUGCUUCCUCCAGGUUGGUUGGUGAGCGCGCACCGCCCCGCCCGACAAUCAAACAAUCGGAAUCACCCUCACAGCUACAGAGACUAUUACAGAUCCAUCUGUUCACUCCAGUUGCCACGACUGUAUCUGUAACUGUCUUUUGCUGUCCCCUUCGAAGCAACACUCUUCUCCGAAAGGCCAGUCAGUGAUAGAAUAGAUUGCGAAGUAUUCGUCUCCCUGUAACCAUCCGUAUAUGUGCAGUGCUUUUGAAGUGUGUUGAUCUCUUGACGAGGAGUGCGUAGCGCGCGAUGAUGGACAAUACGGGAAUGGACUCAGAUCAUAGUAGCCACGCGUCUUCCGGAUCCCCGGCUGUAGCCGUCAAACCACCAUCCUCUCCAAUCAACAAUAACAACAACAAUAACCACAAUCAAGUGCACAGUCCGCGUCAAGCCAGUCCCCUAGGUCCUCCGAUGUCCAUGGCACAUCCACUAAGUCCGCCGCCGGUGUCCACAGCCAAUUUGGUCAGAAGCAUGGGUCUUGGCCAUCUUCAUCCCCCGGGUCUCGGACUCCUGAACUCACUCGGUGUUUUGCACAAUCCCCUAGACCUGAUGGCUCACCACGGUCCACCGCGUUCCUACAACAGUCCGCCGCCGAUCUCCACCUCAGACCCAACUGCCAACGAGUGCAAACUGGUAGAUUACCGCGGCCAAAAGGUCGCCGCUUUCAUAAUCGCCGGCGACACGAUGCUGUGUCUGCCGCAGGCCUUCGAACUCUUCCUCAAGCACCUGGUCGGCGGCCUCCACACAGUUUACACGAAGCUCAAGCGCCUCGACAUCGUCCCCUUAGUCUGCAACGUGGAACAAGUGCGAAUCCUUAGAGGACUCGGCGCCAUCCAGCCGGGAGUCAACCGCUGCAAGCUGCUCUCCUGCAAAGACUUCGACACCCUCUACAGAGACUGCACCACAGCCAGCUCCAGACCCGGGCGACCUCCAAAGCGCGCCCCCGUCGGCUUAAGUCUAGCCGCCUCCCAUCUGCAGCACCAACAAAUUAAGAAACACAGACUCGACAACGGCGACUAUCCUUACGAAAAUGGACACAUGGAUAUGUCGCGGAUGGAGAAGUCACCCCUUCUGGCUAACGGAUACAAUCAUCCCCCGCAUCUAGGUCACAUGCAGUUCAUGCAGUUGCCGCAUCCGACGGCCGCCCACUCAGCCCUCCUGUCUCCGGCGAUGCCCCACAACCUGGCCAGACCCGAUGGAUCGGUGAUCAAGAACCAAGGAAUGCCCACGAUGGAAGCGUUCGCAAGGUCCGGCAUUUGGGAAAACUGCAGAGCCGCCUACGAGGAUAUCGUCAAACACUUAGAAAGGUUAAGGGAGGAAAGGGGUGACCCGGACAGGCCUAUGCCGCUCGACCACAAAGUUAGAGAUCUGAGUCCCAGACUUGCAUCGCCGACAGAUCACAGUCCCGUCUUAAACCUGUCGAAGAGCGGCGGAGGAAGUGCAGGUUCCCUAGGUGAUAACGACCACUCAGGUAGCGAGGUGGACGGUCCAGAUGCGCCUCCGUCCCCGCGUUCCCCGCACUCCGCCGCCGACGAUGAAGACGACGACAACAUUUCGGAUCCGGAGGAGGAGGACGACAAGGAUCAAGAUUUGGAUGAUGCCGAUUUGGCGAUGUCGACGGCACCUGGAAGCGACUCCCAGCAGGCUGCCAUCAACUAUUCCACAUUGGCCAGCGCCGUUGCGAACGGUCCGGGUCAGGACCCAAGCAUCUCCUCGACGGAAACGCUCCUCCGCAACAUCCAGGGUCUCCUCAAAGUAGCCGCAGACAACGCCCGCCAACAAGAACGCCAAAUUAAUUACGAAAAAGGUACAAAUAGUAACAUGGUGUAUCUACUAUCACUCGCCCAAUAUUACAUGUACUUGGCAGCAACGCAGAAAUGUUAAAAAUCGUUAAGUUAUAAUCCAUUCGUUUUAUUUUUUAAUUGCGAGACUUGUAUAUAUUAGCUUUUGGGGUAUAUAUAUAUAAAAAUAUAUUUAUAUACGUAUAAAAUGUAAAAAGGUAAUCCGACAUAUCUGUGCCUAAGCUACCAAAACAAAAAAAGAACAAUUAAAAAAUGCAAAAAAAAAUAAUUGAUAUAGUGAAACCAAAAUUGGUAACUUUGGCUCAAAUCAUCUAAGGAGAAUGAAGGAAAGGAAGAAUUAAAAAAAAACAAAAUGUAAAUUUCGAACUGCAGGUGACAUUAACAUUUU